AGCCUAGUUUAGCUUAGUUGGUGCUGCGGUUUCGGUAUGUCUUGAAAUGCUGCUGUCGCGUAGUACAUUUUGCGCUUUGCCUGCAGCGUCCGCGUAUGGACGUGUCAGUCGCGUUUUCAGAGUUGCGCCUCUUCUGAGACGAAGUAGCAAUUAUAAGAACAUAAAGAAAUGCUGCGAAGUUCUCGGAAUUGGCGAAGAAUCCAGCAUGAAGGAAGUAAAAGAAGCCUUCGUCCAGUUGGCGCGAAAGUACCACCCGGACAGUGGGAGCGACACGGCGAGCGCCGCUAAGUUCGACGAAAUCAAGACCGCCUACGAGAGCGUUCGGGAUCGCCUGUCCGGAGAUGCCGCUCCGACUUACGACGAUGUCGACGAAGUCCUAGAAAAAGAUUUCGGCAUAAAGCACACGGUUCCGCAGCACCGACAGUACCUGAGCUACGAUGGCGUCGGCCACGGGACACCGACACAGAGGUGGCACCAGUACCAGCAGCACCGGCUCCAGCAGGCCGUGGAGAGGGUGCACGACCACCGUGUGGCCAAAGCAGAUGCUCCCAAGGAGGUAGUCCUCAAGGACGCCACUCUGGCGCGACAGUACAAGACCACCCAAGCCAUCGAGCGUCUGGUGGAAGACCUGAUCCAGGAGUCGAUGGCGCGCGGCGAGUUCAACAACCUGCCGGGCUCCGGAAAGCCGCUCAAGUUCGCGCCCGAGAACCCCUACGUGGACAGCACCACUCGAAAGCUCAACGAGGUACUGAUCACCAAUGGCUACGUGCCCGAGUGGGUCAUGCUGGAACGCGAGAUUUCCGAGGAGAAGCGGCGGCUGCGCAGCGCGCUUGCUGAGCGCAGAUCCCGGCUGGGUGCGGCGCCGCUCUGCGGCGACGAACAGCGCCUCUGGCAAGAGGCCGUGCGAAGCAUGGACUCGGCAGCGGCGCAGAUCAACCGCAAAAUCGACAAGUUCAACAUGGUCGUGCCGCUGCUCAGCAAACAGCAGCUUCACUUUUCACUCGCAUCGGAGAGUGAGAAGAUUCUAACCAGUGCGAUUCCCCGGCAAGCGUCGGAGACGACGGCAUGCGAGCCCAAAGUGAAGACCAGUCGCGAUGACGAGGGCUUUCUGUCGUUUAUUUUUAGUGCAAUAACAAAAUGGUAGCGCGAAUCUCUUUCAAUAUAGACGACAAGCACUGUCUG
Molecule: messenger RNA, 1182 nt
Organism: Rhipicephalus microplus (southern cattle tick)
Lineage: Eukaryota; Metazoa; Arthropoda; Arachnida; Ixodida; Ixodidae
Product: dnaJ homolog subfamily C member 28
Source: RefSeq, a predicted model, not a curated record